CACUAGAGGCCGCAUUAAGCCACAAGAGCCGCUGCGCCGUCAACAGUGUGCGCUGUCUUUCCGCUAGCAAAUUAGUGAUUGUGUUGGUGUGAGUGCUUCGAACAUGAUUUAAAAGUGUUCUUUGCGUUUUUUUUUAUCCCUUUACUUUUUACAUCAAAUUGUCGUUCUUUAUGUCUGUCGUCCGGAAGCCUUACAUUCGGUGAUCUCUCUGAAAGCCUCGCCCUGUCUGCGGAGUUUGUCUCAAUCGGUGCACCUUCGUUGACUUCUGUUGUACUCGUGUUGUGUUCAUCAUGUCUACAGCGUCAUCAUGCACAAGUGCGUCUGGUACAAGACGAAAAAUGUCUCGCACAUGCAGGAAUCUGUCGUGGCUUCUAGUCCUACUUGCACUCUGUGGUACAGCUGAAGGCCGGUGCAGUAUCAGAGGAAGAUGUGGUUUUGAUGAUAACCUCGAUAAGGACAUUCCAUGUGUAUACAAUGGGGAACCACAGCCCCUGGACGACGAGUCUUCUUUAGCAAAAAUUAGCAAGCUCUGUCCGCAUCUUGUGCAAGAUUCACAUCCCAAGCUCUGCUGUGAUACUGACCAGAUUGAGAGCCUCUCCUCGGAACUGGAGCAGCCCGUGUCUCUGGGGAUGGGGAAAUGCCCGACCUGCUACUCCAACUUUGUCCGAAUCUUCUGUGGCCUGUGCGACCCAAACCAGGCGGCUUUUCUUUCCGUGAACCGUAGCAAACCGAGUGAAGAUGUCGAAGGUGGGCAGGUUGCACUGGAGCUGGACUAUGCCAUUAGUGAAGAGUUUGCCGGUGGUGCCUUCAACUCCUGCGCAAAUGUUGCUUCAGUGUUGCCAGACACCACAGUAAUGCAACUGAUGUGCGGCGUAAAGGGCAAAGACUGCACUCCCAUCGAUUGGCUCACGUUUUUGGGCCUCGGUGCAGAUGAUGGCGGCUACUCCCCGAUCAAGUUCAACUACCUCUUAACAACCGAAAAGCAAGUCACGAGAGGAAAGAAUGUCCUCGUGCCUUACGACCCACCGUAUUACAGGUGUUCAGAUCAAUUUGGGCCAAGCAUGCAGCGCUGCAGUUGUAGCGACUGCCCCGAGGUCUGUCUCCCCCGAGAGCCACCUGUUUUGCCACCUUCACCACAAAGGUUCACCCUCGUAGGAUUUGAUGGCAUGUGGUUCUUAGCUGGGAUACUAUUUGCUGCACUAUGUGUUCUCAUUCUGGUUUCAUACUUCUGGAAGAAUCAGAAGAGAAAAUCUUCCUUUAAGGUGUCAAGUUCUUCAGACUCUGGCCUUUCGGAUGCCAGCAGCGACGUUAGUGACAGCCUUCGGACCCCUCUGCGGCGCCCGUCGUCAAAACCUCGGUCGCUAUUGUCAACGGGCGUGGAUCUUGGCUCCUUGGAGGAGGUGGAACCCCUCCGUUCAAAGCGUCCAAUUCCAUCCAAUGGCAAAUGCAAUGGAGAUGCUCAUAUACCGAUGACUCCUAGAUCAUCUAAGCCAGAGCAAGACAGUGUGGUGAGGGAAAGCGGGGAAGAAGCGCACGUACGAACUCUGGCCUCCUUUGGUAUGAGUAUGGAACACUUGCUGCAAAGGGGAUUCCACAGCUGGGGACAGUUUGUGGCACAUCACCCCUUGCUGGUCAUAUCGGCGGCUCUUAUUGUCAGCGCUGUUCUGUCUUCCGGUCUUCUCAAGUUCACUGUAACUUCAAACCCUGUGGAUCUCUGGGUUUCUCACAGCAGCCUUGCAAGAAAGCAUAUGAACUACUUCAACAAUCAUUUUGGUCCAUUCUAUCGCGUAGAGCAAAUUAUCCUUCGGCCGAAAAAUCAAGACUUCUUUGUGUUUGAGUCGGACGGCGUGAACAAGACGUUUGGUCCUGCAUUUGAAAAGAACUUUAUGAUGGAGGCACUGAAGCUACAGCUAGCGGUGGAAGCAGUUGUGGGGAAGUUGAACAAAGAUGGCACACCAGCUGUUUCAUCUCACUUCCUCGAUGGCACAGUUCAUGAAACAAGUGGAGCUGACUUCAUCAACGUUACCAUGCAAGAUGUGUGCGUCGCCCCUCUUUCCCCACUCAACCGCCACUGCUCAGUGCAGAGUGUAUUUGCUUACUAUCAGGACAGCAUAGACAGGCUUAAUAUGACUGUUCCUGGAGAUCCGCUGUCCUACCUCAACCAUUUCGAUCACUGCAGCAGGACACUUUCCGAUGUUGAUUGCUUCGGAAAAUAUGGUGGACCAAUUGAUGACAUUGCUCUCGUCGUUGGAGGCUUCGACGGAUCUGAUUACCACAUGGCUACAGCCUUAGUGAUCACAAUUCCCGUAAUAAAUUACAAUGAUGAAACCAAAAAGUAUGCGGCACUUGCGUGGGAAAAAGAAUACAUUACUCUCCUGAAAAAGUACAACUCCUCCGACAUGAUGACCAUUGCUUUCAUGGCUGAGAGAUCCGUAGAAGAUGAGUUGGAACGUGGUAGCCACUCUGAUGUAAUAACUGUGGCAAUCAGUUACAUCAUCAUGUUUGCGUACAUUGCUAUCGCACUGGGUGACAUUAAAAGUUGCAGUAGACUUUUGAUUGACUCUAAGAUAACCCUGGGUCUGGUUGGUGUGCUGAUUGUGCUGCUCUCUGUAGUAGCGGCGCUAGGCAUCUUCAGUUUUUUGGGAGUGCCAGCAACACUGAUCAUUGUAGAAGUUAUUCCAUUCUUGGUGUUGGCAGUGGGAGUUGACAAUAUUUUCAUCCUUGUUCAGCAGUUUCAGCGUGAUGUCCGACGCCCAGAGGAGAGUGUCCGAGAACAAAUAGGGCGACUGGUUGGUGAAGUGGCACCAAGCAUGAUGCUGUCAAGUGUAUCCAUGUCAGCCUGUUUCUUCAUUGGUGCUUUGACUGAGAUGCCAGCUGUUCGGAUAUUUGCACUGUACGCAGGUGUUGCACUACUGAUCAACUUCUUCCUGCAAAUGACCUGCUUCUUAGGGUUGUUUACCUUAGAUACAGUUAGGCAAGAGAACAAUAGGCUAGACCUUUGCUGCUGCAUUCGGGCUUCUAAAAAAUCUCAGCAGAGCGAGAAUUCGAGUCUCCUGUACAAAUUCUUCAAGAAGGUUUAUGCACCAUUCCUUCUUGGAAACCGCGUUCGAGUCGUAGUGAUGAUUGUGUUUGCCGGGUGGUUCUGUUCUUCUAUAGCUGUCAUCGACAAAAUUGACGUUGGGCUCGACCAAGAACUAGCAAUGCCUCAGGAUUCAUACCUGCAACAGUACUUUGACUACCUGAAGAAGUAUCUUCAGGUUGGACCGCCAGUAUAUUUCAUUGUUACUGAAGGGUAUGACUAUUCGAAAACUGAGAACCAGGCUCAGUUAUGUUUAACGGAGCAAGUCUGCAACCAAGACUCUGUAGGAGCAAAGUUGAAGCAGCUUACGUUCUUGAGCAACAGGACAUACGUGACGAGGAUGCGUUCCUAUUGGCUCGAUCAAUACAUAACGUACAUGCGGUCUAGCGACUGUUGUCACGAAAAUGUUAGAAACGGUGGCUUCUGUUAUUCUCAACAUGGCGAAGCUGAUGGGAAGUGUGAGAAGUGCUUUAUCCCGAGGGACCAACCUUUUGAUAACGGCAACUUCACCCAUUACUUACCAUGGUUCCUAAUGGAUGUGCCUGGAGUGCAUUGCUCCUCUGCGGGUCGUGCGGAACAUGCGAACAGUGUCAAUCAAGCAAAUGGCACGGUCCAUGCCGCCUACUUUUCACUUUACCAUCCUGUCCUGAAAACGUCCAGAGAUUUUUACACAGCGCUCGAAUGGGCCCGGUUGAUUUCCGAAAAUAUGACUAAAAUUGUGCAAGAGGUCGAGCCAGACGUGGAGGUCAUUCCUUACAGCUUGGUUCACGUAUUCUACGAACAGUACCUCACAAUGUGGCCAGACACGUUCAAGAACCUGUCUCUCUCGCUCGGCGCCAUCUUUGUCGUGACGUUUGUGCUGCUGGGCCUGGACGUGAUCUCCGCUGCCGUUGUCACCUUUACCAUCAUCAUGAUCAUUGUCAACCUCAUGGGGCUCAUGUACUGGUGGAAUAUUUCCCUCAAUGCAGUUUCCCUCGUCAACCUCGUUGUGGGUGUGGGCAUUUCGGUGGAGUUCUGUUCCCAUCUGGUGCGUGUCUUCGCACUGAGCAAAGAGGGCAACAAAACAAAGAGAGCGCAGGAUGCCCUCACAAAAAUGGGCAGUUCCAUACUCUCGGGCAUCACUCUUACAGACUGUGGCAUCUUAGUCCUUGCCUUUGCAAAGUCACAAAUAUUCCAGGUGUUUUACUUUAGAAUGUACUUAGGAAUCAUAGCAUUUGGCACACUACACAGUCUGAUAUUCCUACCAGUGUUCCUCAGUGUUCUUGGUCCAUCUGUGAGCAAAGAAAAGCUUUUAGAACAAGUUCAAAUGAAUGAAGUGUCAUCCCCAAAUGGACGGGAGACGUACGUCAGAAAGGAUGUGAGUGCCUAAUAGCAAGUGUGGUUAUCUAAUAACGUGGAUCCAACGAGCAUCACCAACACGUAACGAGCAUUGUUUGACACUGUUGUUUUUCCGAGGGUCCAUACCACAAGACAGACUGCGUGAGAACACGUGAUUGCAAGGCAGUGAGAUGCCCCAUUGGCAUAUGGAUAGGGUGCUCUUUUAACAAAGACAAACUCUUUCUGAAGGAGAAAAGGAGGAGCAGUAUUUUCGUACCUUUUCCUAAAUGAAGGAUAAUCACUUAAGUUAUGUUUCGUGUUACCUUUGCAUGCACGUUGUCUUUAUCUUGUGUGCCUGUAUGGUCUCCUCUGUUGUACAUAUUGCUUAGUCAUUUUCAAAUGAACAACAUUUUCCUUUGCUGCGUGGGACCAGUACAAAAGCCUUUGAGAUCUGCAGCUGCUUUAAUGUUGCUACCUCUAGAUAUUGCGUCACAUGUUUGACUGUCACCCAGCAAAGAUUUACGUAUGCUUGUAACUUGAGAAAUAGCUCGUUGAUUGCACUGAGACUGGAAGAAUUACAUUUAGGUGCACCUUUGACAUUUUUUACAAUGUAUUGGAGCUUUCGUUUUAGGAGAGCGAGGAAGAAUGUGUAAUGCUAAGCAGUGUUGCUGUGCCGUGUGCCUAAAUGGAAUGAGACAUGAGUAUACAUUCCACUGCAUGCAGUCCCAUUUGAGAGUCAAAUAAAUAAGACUUAUUUUGGAAAAUUGGUUUUUAUCCUCAUUUACUCACCUUGUUUGCAUAGCUCCAGUGAAGCCUAUUGAGAAUGCCAUCCCAUGUAAUGUACCCUUUCUACACCAAUGGCUUAUUCCAAAUCUGUCGUUUUCAAGUGGGCUAUUCUUCGUUAGCAUUCUUGUAUGAGAGUUUCACCGUGUUGCAAGUGUCUGUUCUGAAAUGCUUCAACAUCCUCUUCCUUAUGUUGAGACACUCCAGCUCUGCACUUGUCUUGUGCCUAUGUUUCGGCUCUUCUGCUUGCACACAUGUGUGGAUACAGUUACUGGACACUGCCGGCAAUGGAGGGACACUGCACUGUGUAUUAUAAUUUGUGAUGCACCAAUUUUGUAUAGGACAUUUACUUGAAAGCACGAUGCUUGCAGGUCUUGCUCUACUUGUGACUUUUAAUCCACCGUUGGUCGUCUGUGUCGCUAUCGUGAGACCCGGAAAGUGUUAGCAUGAAGACGUGAUAUGUUGGCCGUCAGUGAGUGAGUCUUUGCCAAACACUCGUUUGCAAAGUGUGUGUUGACAUAAAGAGAGUCUGAAUAAAAGUGAUACUCAGUUCUCUGUUAAACA
This is a messenger RNA of Ornithodoros turicata, 5743 nucleotides long. Its product is annotated as NPC intracellular cholesterol transporter 1-like. Gene Ontology annotation, cellular component: plasma membrane. Gene Ontology annotation, biological process: cholesterol homeostasis; intestinal cholesterol absorption. Gene Ontology annotation, molecular function: cholesterol binding; lipid carrier activity. The transcript has 27 exons. Bases 291 to 4448 code for a protein of 1385 amino acids. NCBI's taxonomy places the organism in Eukaryota, Metazoa, Arthropoda, Arachnida, Ixodida, Argasidae. The record is from RefSeq and is a predicted model, not a curated record.